Pecten maximus is the source of this 2672-nucleotide messenger RNA. Its product is annotated as 5-hydroxytryptamine receptor 1-like. Gene Ontology annotation, cellular component: membrane. Gene Ontology annotation, biological process: G protein-coupled receptor signaling pathway. Lineage: Eukaryota; Metazoa; Mollusca; Bivalvia; Pectinida; Pectinidae. Gene Ontology annotation, molecular function: G protein-coupled receptor activity. Bases 568 to 1572 code for a protein of 334 amino acids. The record is from RefSeq and is a predicted model, not a curated record. The transcript has a single exon.
AUCGCUGGUGCAGAAUGGACGACAGUAUGCUUCAUUUGAUUGAUAGCAUCUUUGUCAAUAAUAACAGGGAGCGACUAAUCCUCCAAUUCACAAGGACUUAAUUCAAACAUCACAUACAGUUUGAUCAACAAUUUCAUAUUUCAAUGUGAAAAGAUCAUUAGAGCCUAAUAUGCUUCUUUUCCUCAGAAGAGCAUAAUGGUAAUUAAGUUCACUGCAUUCCCAAAGAUCAGAUUUGUUCACAGAUAGUAUAUCCAUCAACACUUAAGCCCUGGAUUUUUUUAAUUAUUUGAAAAGGCAUUAGUUGCCAGGAUGGAUUUUUGAUGAGCUCUAGACAAAAGUGUUGACAGCUGAAGAGAUACUGAGACCUAAUCAGUUCAGUAUGGUCGUGCUCUAGAUAGGAAUGUCGACUGUUGGAGGGACACUGGGACCUGGUCAGUUCACCAUGGUCAUGCGCUAGACAGGUGUGUUGACAGUUGGAGGGACACUGGGAGGGACGCUGGGACCUGGUCAGUUCACCAUGGUCGUGCUCUAGACAGGUGUGUCGACAGUUGGAAAGACGCGUUCACCAUGGCCGAGGUAAAUAUUACUGAAGCUUACAAGGCCGUAGAUGAAAUGGUGGACCUCCGCACCACUGUAGAAAUUGUGUUUUCUGCGAUAUGUCUCUUAACAUUAAUUAUAGCAUCAGUGUUUGGAAAUAUAGCUGUUAUAAUCGCUGUUGUUGUCAACAGAAACUUACGGGAGGCACAGGCUAGUUUUCUUAUUGUAAACCUCGCAGUGACAGACUUGAUCAAUGGCCUAACUGUUAUGGUCAGUUCGUUCUGUUCCAUGGUAGCUGACCACUGGGUCUUCGGAGAUGCCAUGUGCUCUAUUGUGUGUGCUAUAAACUACUGCCUGAUCAUUACCUCCAUGCUCACCCUGUGUUUCAUCAGUUUUGACCGUUACCAGGCAGUCCUCCACCCAAUGAAAUAUCCCAUGUGGAUUAGCAGGAACAAGGUGUGCAUGGCCAUAGCAUACUCGUGGAUUCAAGGAGUGGUAUUUUCUGUGGUACCAGUAAUACUACAGUGGAUACAAUAUGACUAUUGGGAGGCUGUGUGCGCCAUACAAUGGCAACAGGAGAAAAAACAGGCUGUAUACUAUGUUGUCACUGCGUUCUUACUCUGCUUCUUCCUACCAGGACUAGCCCUGGUGGUCAACUAUUUCCUUGUGGUCCGAGAGGUGAGAAGGGCUUCAAGGUUGAUACAGCCUUUCAAUGAGAGAUUAGCCUCAAGGAAAUCUAACUACAGCCAGAGUAGUAAAGUUGUCAACAGCCUGCUAGUGGUUGUCAUGGCUUACUUUGUGUGUAUGACCCCGUUCAGUGUCACCAAACUUAUCAAGGUCAUCGUCACGGAUACCAGUUUUGUACCAGGACGUAUCAAUACCCUUGCUAGUCUUGUCGGAUAUUGCUCUAGUGCUGUGAACCCUUUAGUGUAUGGACUGCUUCGUAAGGAUUUCAAAUCUUCAUACAAACUUAUUCUUAAGAAGAUCCUGCACCCAACUUUAAAAGUCACAACUCAAAAUGACACUAGUUUCUAAUGCAGUAAAGUAACAUAUAAUAAAGUGUACAGGUAAAAAGUAUCUAUAUAUAUGCUGUUCAGUCAAUUAUACUGUUAACAUACAUAUUUUUGUAUAACCAUUGUUUUAGAGCAGCAGAAAAUCUUAAUUUAAGAUUAAAUUAUGAACAAUUAUUUCUAAGGGCCAUGAUGAAUUUGCAUGUGCCUAUGGCCACUGUCCUUCCCAACCUACUAAAAAAAGUAUGUCUAGAGUAUAUAUAGGUCUUCUAAUCAAAGCCCAUGAUGAUGUCAAGAACUAUUUCAGCAUGGAAACAGUUUUCAAUACUUAAGUCUCAACAUUUUAAAAGAGCCAGAGGUACAAUGGGCCUGUAUUGCUACUGUGAUUAUCCAAGCAGUUCAAUUUCACAGUAGGCUUGCUAUCAUUCAUGUUACAGAUUAUAUAUUAACCUUUUUUGUGUGUAUUUGUUAAGAAUUUAAUUACGCUUUUUUAUAACUCUUUAUAAUCUUUAUUGAAUUUUACUUUAAAGUUAAUCUUCAUCUUAUACCAAACUGUAAAGCCCUUUACGACUCUAUAUGUCUCUUGACGCCACAUAAACAUCUUAACUCCUUAGAUCCUGUAAACUUAAACAUCAGCCAAGGGCAUCAAUUCUUACUUAGCUCUUCAUUCCAGCAUGCUAUUGUACAAACACCAUGAUUCUGACCAUCUUGGUUAUUGAGAAGAAAUUGUUUCAAUAAUACAUAAAUCAAUGUAUAAAAGAAAAUUUGGCAUAUUUUAUAACACCAACUUGAUCAUUGGACAGAGAAGCUAAAAUAUGACCUUGAUAAGUAAGAUGUAAUGAUCAAGUAAGAUGUAAUCAUCAUGGAAGAUGUAAUGAUUAAGUAAAAUGUAAUGAUUUAAGACGUAAUAAUCAAGUAAGAUGUAAUGAUCAUGUAAGAUGUAAUGAUUUAAGACGUAAUAAUCAAGUAAGAUGUAAUGAUCAAGUAAGAUGUAAUCAUCAUGGAAGAUGUAAUGAUUAAGUAAAAUGUAAUGAUUUAAGACGUAAUAAUCAAGUAAGAGGUAAUGAUCAUGUAAGAUGUAAUCAUCAUGUAAGAUGUAAUCAUCAAGUAAGAUGUGAUCAUCAU